AUGGAGAGAAGUGAGGAGGUUAUGAGGCGACGCAUUCGUAAGAAGGGAAGUGGCGCGAGAACAUGGCUGGUGGUUGACGGCGGCGGCAAUAAAGAGACGGUGGAGGCUGGCCGGCAGAUGAUAAUGAAGAGGACGGGGCUGACGGCACGUGACCUGAGGAUACUGGACCCACUGCUGUCGCAGCCUUCGACGAUUAUGGGGCGUGAGAGGGCGAUGGUGAUAAAUUUGGAGCACAUAAAAGCUAUUAUCACUGCGAAAGAGGUUCUCUUACUCAAUUCCAGAGACCCCUCUGUUAUCCCUUUCGUCGAUGAGCUUCACUCACGGAUUCUUCAUCACCACUCUGCCACUCCACCUCCGGUUUUUGAGGAUCAAGAUGGCAUGAAGAUUCUUCCAUUUGAAUUUGUAGCAUUGGAGGCAUGCCUCGAGGAUACUUGUACUGCUUUGGAAAAUGAGGCAAAGAUAUUGGAGCAGGAGACUCAUCCUGCCUUGGAUAAACUGACUUCAAAGAUUAGUACUCUCAAUUUGGAACGCGUUCGUAAUGUUAAGAGCCGUUUAGUUGCCUUAACUGCUCGAGUUCGAAGGGUAAGGGAUGAAUUAGAGCACUUGCUGGAUGAUGAUGAAGAUAUGGCCCAGCUGUACCUGACAUACAAGUUAUCUCAACAGCAGCUUGAAAAUUCUUCUACCUCAUCCAUGAAUGACGGGGAUGACAUGGAGAGUCAAGUUCUUCAACCAGAUAUAAAUGACAGGAUUCCUUCUGAUAUAUCAUUGGAAUUUGGUGGAGGUUCUGCAAGUGAUGAAGAUCAUCAAAAUGCUGCUGACUACUCCACAGACCAAAUGUUUGGUGCAUCUAAUGGAGUUGGUAUUGAAAUCAAAGAAACCCAGGAUGGCGCUACCUACAGUGCUGUAACCAAGAAACCUGAUGUGCAGGAGCUUGAGAUGCUCUUGGAAGCAUACUUUGUGCAAAUUGGUGGCACAUUGAACAAACUAUCUGCGCUGAGGGAUUAUGUUGAAGACACAGAGGACUAUAUAAACAUUAGGCUGGAUGACAAACAGAACCGUCUCUUGCAAAUGGCAGUGAAGUUGGGCACAGCAGAUGUGCUUUUGAAUGCCUUUAUUGGAGUGACUGGUAUUUUUGGCAUGAAUAUUCAUAUAGAGCUAUAUGAUACUGGGUUGCCACAGUUCCUUGGGACUAUUUUUGGAUGCACUGCUGUUUGCUUAUUCUUGUUUAUGGUUUCCAUUGCUUGGUAUAAGCGCAGGCGCUUGCUGGAAUAG
Molecule: messenger RNA, 1272 nt
Organism: Gastrolobium bilobum
Lineage: Eukaryota; Viridiplantae; Streptophyta; Magnoliopsida; Fabales; Fabaceae
Product: magnesium transporter MRS2-3-like
Exons: 6
Coding region: 1-1272 (423 amino acids)
Biological process (GO): magnesium ion transport
Molecular function (GO): magnesium ion transmembrane transporter activity
Source: RefSeq, a predicted model, not a curated record